UGCCUAUCCAUUGCAUCUAUACAAGAUACAAGAGUUUUAAAAUGACAGCGCCGAGUAGCCAGGAAGAGAAAUUCGCGGUGAGGCGAGAUGUCUGGUGGCAGGAGACGAGGGAUGCAACGAGAGCGGCUCCUAUAAAUUGGCACGGCAGGAACUUUCUCUCUCCUGGUUUCAAGACGUGGAAGCUACUACCAGCUGGAUUAAAAGGACUAUCAGUGAAGUGCCAAUGUUCAGUGUCAGUGCUAUUCAUUACAUUUCCAUCAUGUCGCGCGCGGUGAUGUACAUACUACCCACUUGAAGGACGCUAGUCAUUAUGUUUAAUAACACGAGUGCACUAGUUGAACGCGUUCUCUAUCACACAGUCACCAUGGACAUAAACAAUCCUAACAAUGAACAGGUCGUGCACCUAGAGGACAGUGAAUGGACGGCAUUAGUAGCGGUCAUAACACUAAUGACUGUUAUUAUAGCCUUAGGAAGCUUUGGAAACAUCUUAGUGACAAUGGCUAUAAUCCAGAACAGAAAACUCAGAACUGUGUCCAACUUAUUCGUGGCCAACCUCAGUAUAUGUGAUCUGAUGUUUGUUUCUGUGGUGCUACCUGUUAAUAUGUAUACCUAUUUAACUGACGGAUGGCAUUAUCAGGAAGAGAUAUGCAAAUUUAUCGGAUUUCUGGGAUAUACGCUGACAGGUACUACAAUUAUGACCAUCACUCUGAUAGCGUGGAACCGCUACAAGCUGGUGGUAGAUGUCAGCAAGUACAAACAUCUCUUCAGAAAAUCUAACAUGGCCGUGAUGAUGGCAUGUACAUGGAUUGUUCCAGUAGUCUGCCUGCAGCCGGCAGUCUCGGGAGCGUGGGGACAUUUUGGUUACAUUCCAAUGCUGUCAAGCUGUAACCUGGGACUAGACAACUCCAGCCAAACCUUCAAAAUUUUCCUUCUAAUAGUCCGUGCAGCCAUCCCCUGUGGACUAAUCAUCUACUACUAUACAGCCAUCUACGUGACGACAAGGGCGUCCCAUCAACGUCUACGCUUUCUGUCGUCCACCACAACCAACUCAAUGCGGCUAAAUAACCAACGAAGGGAAAUGCGCCUGACUCGAAUGAUGAUUGCCAUCUUUCUGGUGUUUGUACUCAGUUACUUCCCUUGCACCAUCUCCAGUGUGAUCGACUGGAGUAGAAUGCUGAGUAAGACAUUUCACAUGUUUUGUCAGACGUCCGUCUUUCUUGGCAGUGCCAUCAACCCACUGCUGUACGGCUUCAUGAACGAACAGUUCCGUACGGCCUACUACCAAAUCCUGACAUGUCGAGUCAUGUGCCGACACUGUCGCUCCACGAAAAACAGGCAUACUUACGACGAAGAGACAGAGAACCAAAACGCGGCACUUAGUCACAGAGAGAACACCCUAGACAACGGCUGCCCUGAAGAAAGUGACUGGGCACUUAGAAGGGUCUGGGACAAUCUGAGUGAGAAUGCAGAGUCCCGUCAGUCAGAAACGUGCCAUUCUAAUACCUCCACAAAAGGAAGCACUUCAACGACUGACUGUCAGGUGUCACUCGAUGACACGUCAGGCAUUCAGAAACUUUUAUCAUGUAAAAGUGAAAUUCCUUAGAAACUAAGAAUACACAGCCCACAGCAGUGAUGCCCAAACUACGGCAUGCGGGUGAUAUCUGGCCCAUGAUAUUGUGCUAUCAGGAAAUGUCUGCACUAUAAAGCAGAAGAUGAUUGGCAUCAUUGGACUAGGUGAUGCGCGCCAAGACCCAUGUGGAAAUGUACAUGGCUCCAAGGUCGGGUACCAAUGAACAAAAGGGUGCAGUGACAAUUAAAUAUGUUCAUUAUCAGAUUGAAAUGGCACAUGUAUAAUAUAUUGAGUAACACGUUAAGUGUACCAAGUCAGAAAAAAGCUAUAUUCUUUUCACAUUCUGUUGGAACUGUAACCAUUCACUGUCACCUAUUUGCCUUAUUCCUAUCAUCAGCCAGUAUGAAACGUGUCAAAAACAAAAUGUGUUCAGUGUAGUUACAAAGUCAACAGGAUAAACAAUGGCAGUUCUUUAUUCUAUUUAAUAUUAUAAUGUGUCAUGUUAAAAUUGUUGAUAUUUCUUACUGGUAGAGAUAUAUUUUGAGAAAUAAAAAUAAACUAGUUACAGCU
Messenger RNA from Biomphalaria glabrata, 2140 nucleotides. Its product is annotated as G-protein coupled receptor moody-like. Gene Ontology annotation, molecular function: G protein-coupled receptor activity. Bases 311 to 1603 code for a protein of 430 amino acids. Gene Ontology annotation, biological process: G protein-coupled receptor signaling pathway. Gene Ontology annotation, cellular component: membrane. The record is from RefSeq and is a predicted model, not a curated record. Lineage: Eukaryota; Metazoa; Mollusca; Gastropoda; Planorbidae. The transcript has 4 exons.